AAGCACAGUGAGAGACAUCCAGCCCUUGCUGCUGCACUGCGACAUGCUGAGCGCAGCCCAGGAGGCGCUCUACCACCCAGACAUCUCCUUCAGCAGCCUUCUGCGGAGCGUGCUACUGCUCAUCGUGGACAAGGGCCUCGUGGAGCUGCCAGAGGAGUUCGUGGUCCAGGUGCCCAAGGAGCACAGAUUGCAGCCCAAGCUUUCAGCAGAGCCCCAAUCCCAAUGGCGGUGGUCCGCAGAGAGCUCUCCUGUGAGAGCUACCCCAUCGAGCUCCGCUGUCCAGGAACAGACGUCAUCAUGAUCGAAAGUGCCAACUAUGGGAGGACUGACGACAAAAUCUGUGACUCCGACCCUGCUCAGAUGGAGAAUAUCCGAUGUUAUCUGCCAGAUGCCUAUAAGAUUAUGUCUCAAAGAUGCAAUAACAGAACCCAAUGUGCAGUGGUGGCAGGCCCUGAUGUUUUUCCGGACCCAUGUCCAGGAACCUAUAAAUACCUUGAAGUGCAGUAUGAAUGUGUUCCUUACAAAGUGGAACAAAAAGUUUUUCUUUGUCCUGGACUACUAAAAGGAGUAUACCAGAGUGAACAUUUGUUUGAGUCUGACCACCAGUCUGGGGCAUGGUGCAAAGACCCUCUUCAGGCUUCUGACAAGAUUUAUUAUAUGCCCUGGACCCCCUACAGAACUGAUACGUUGACUGAAUAUUCAUCCAAAGAUGACUUCAUUGCUGGAAGGCCAACUACUACCUACAAGCUCCCUCAUAGGGUGGAUGGCACAGGAUUUGUUGUGUAUGAUGGAGCUUUGUUCUUCAAUAAAGAACGCACCAGGAACAUAGUAAAGUUUGAUUUGCGGACUAGGAUAAAGAGUGGAGAGGCUAUCAUAGCAAAUGCCAAUUACCAUGAUACCUCCCCUUACCGAUGGGGAGGCAAAUCUGACAUAGACCUGGCAGUGGAUGAAAAUGGGCUCUGGGUCAUCUAUGCAACAGAACAAAACAAUGGUAAAAUCGUCAUUAGUCAGUUGAACCCUUAUACCCUACGGAUUGAAGGGACAUGGGAUACUGCAUAUGAUAAAAGGUCAGCUUCCAAUGCAUUUAUGAUUUGUGGGAUUCUGUAUGUGGUCAAAUCUGUAUAUGAGGAUGAUGACAAUGAGGCCACCGGGAAUAAGAUUGACUACAUUUACAAUACCGACCAAAGCAAGGAUAGUCUGGUGGAUGUUCCUUUUCCCAAUUCAUAUCAAUACAUAGCAGCUGUGGAUUACAACCCCAGGGACAACCUACUCUAUGUGUGGAAUAACUAUCAUGUAGUGAAAUAUUCCUUGGACUUUGGACCUCUGGAUAGUAGAUCAGGACAAGCACAUCAUGGACAGGUUUCCUAUAUCUCUCCACCAAUUCACCUUGACUCUGAGCUGGAAAGACCCCCUAUUAGAGGAAUCUCUACUACAGGACCUCUGGGCAUUGGAAGCACCACCACAAGUACCACCCUUCGGACUACAACUUGGAGCCUAGGAAAGAGUACCACCCCAUCAGUGUCAGGAAGAAGGAACCGGAGCACCAGCACCCCAUCUCCAGCUGUGGAGGUUCUUGAUGACAUAACCACACACAUACCAUCAGCAUCCUCCCAGGUCCCAGCUUUGGAAGAGAGCUGUGAGGCUGUGGAAGCUCGAGAAAUCAUGUGGUUUAAGACCCGUCAAGGACAAAUAGCAAAGCAGCCAUGCCCUGCAGGAACUAUAGGUGUAUCAACUUACCUAUGCCUUGCUCCUGAUGGAAUUUGGGAUCCCCAAGGACCAGAUCUCAGCAACUGUUCUUCUCCUUGGGUCAAUCAUAUAACACAGAAGUUGAAAUCUGGAGAGACAGCUGCCAAUAUAGCUAGAGAGCUAGCUGAACAGACCAGGAAUCACCUGAAUGCUGGGGACAUUACCUACUCAGUGCGGGCCAUGGACCAGCUGGUAGGCCUCCUGGAUGUCCAGCUCAGGAACUUGACACCAGGUGGAAAGGACAGUGCUGCUCGAAGUUUGAACAAGCUUCAGAAAAGAGAGCGCUCUUGCAGAGCCUAUGUCCAGGCAAUGGUCGAGACAGUUAACAACCUCCUUCAGCCACAAGCUUUGAAUGCUUGGAGAGACCUGACUACAAGUGAUCAACUACGUGCAGCCACCAUGCUGCUUGACACCGUGGAGGAGAGUGCCUUUGUGCUGGCUGAUAACCUUUUGAAGACUGACAUUGUCAGGGAGAACACAGACAAUAUUCAACUAGAAGUUGCAAGGCUGAGCACAGAAGGAAACUUAGAAGACCUAAAAUUUCCAGAAAAUAUGGCCCAUGGAAGCACUAUCCAGCUUUCUGCAAAUACUUUAAAGCAGAAUGGCCGCAAUGGAGAGAUCAGAGUGGCCUUUGUCCUUUAUAACAACUUGGGUCCUUAUUUGUCCACGGAGAAUGCCAGUAUGAAGUUGGGUACAGAAGCUAUGUCUACAAAUCAUUCCGUUAUUGUCAAUUCACCUGUUAUUACAGCAGCAAUAAACAAAGAGUUCAGUAAUAAGGUUUAUUUGGCUGAUCCUGUGGUGUUUACUGUUAAACAUAUCAAGCAGUCAGAGGAAAAUUUCAACCCUAACUGUUCAUUUUGGAGCUACUCCAAGCGCACAAUGACAGGUUAUUGGUCAACUCAAGGCUGUCGGCUCCUGACAACAAACAAGACACAUACUACUUGUUCUUGUAACCACCUAACCAAUUUUGCAGUACUUAUGGCACAUGUGGAAGUUAAGCACAGUGAUGCAGUCCAUGACCUUCUUUUGGAUGUGAUUACAUGGGUUGGAAUUUUGCUGUCUCUUGUUUGUCUCCUGAUCUGCAUCUUCACAUUUUGCUUUUUCCGUGGGCUCCAGAGUGACCGUAACACCAUCCACAAGAAUCUCUGCAUCAGCCUUUUUGUAGCAGAGCUGCUCUUCCUCAUUGGAAUCAACCGAACUGACCAACCAAUCGCCUGUGCCGUUUUCGCUGCCCUCUUACAUUUCUUCUUCCUGGCUGCCUUCACCUGGAUGUUCUUGGAGGGCGUGCAGUUGUACAUCAUGCUGGUGGAGGUUUUCGAGAGUGAGCACUCACGGAGGAAGUACUUCUACUUGGUGGGCUAUGGGAUGCCCGCGCUCAUUGUGGCUGUGUCUGCGGCCGUGGACUACAGGAGUUAUGGGACAGACAAAGUAUGUUGGCUCCGACUUGACACCUACUUCAUUUGGAGUUUUAUAGGACCAGCGACCUUGAUAAUUAUGCUUAAUGUAAUCUUCCUUGGGAUUGCUUUAUAUAAAAUGUUUCAUCAUACUGCUAUACUGAAACCAGAAUCAGGCUGCCUUGAUAACAUCAAGUCAUGGGUUAUAGGUGCAAUAGCUCUUCUCUGCCUGUUAGGAUUGACCUGGGCCUUUGGACUCAUGUAUAUUAAUGAAAGCACAGUCAUCAUGGCGUAUCUCUUCACCAUUUUCAAUUCUCUACAGGGAAUGUUUAUAUUCAUUUUCCAUUGUGUCCUACAGAAGAAGGUACGAAAAGAGUAUGGGAAAUGCCUGCGAACACAUUGCUGUAGUGGCAAAAGUACAGAGAGUUCCAUUGGCUCAGGGAAAACUUCUGGUUCUAGAACUCCUGGACGCUACUCUACAGGCUCACAGAGCCGAAUUCGUAGAAUGUGGAAUGAUACGGUGCGAAAACAGUCAGAGUCGUCAUUUAUUACUGGAGAUAUAAACAGUUCGGCAUCACUCAACAGAGAGGGGCUUCUGAACAAUGCCAGGGAUACAAGUGUCAUGGAUACUCUACCACUGAAUGGUAACCAUGGCAAUAGUUACAGCAUUGCCAGCGGCGAGUACCUGAGCAACUGUGUGCAAAUUAUAGACCGCGGCUAUAACCAUAAUGAGACCGCCCUAGAGAAAAAGAUUCUGAAGGAACUCACUUCCAAUUACAUCCCUUCUUACCUGAACAACCACGAGCGUUCCAGCGAACAGAACAGGAAUCUGAUGAACAAGCUGGUGAAUAACCUCGGCAGUGCAAGUGAAGAUGAUGCCAUUGUCCUCGAUGAUGCCACAUCCUUCAAUCAUGAGGAGAGUCUGGGCCUGGAACUCAUUCAUGAAGAAUCUGAUGCUCCUUUGCUGCCCCCAAGGGUUUACUCCACGGAGAACCACCAGCCACACCACUACAGCAGAAGGCGGAUCCCCCAAGACCACAGUGAGAGCUUUUUCCCUUUGCUAACCAACGAGCACACAGAAGAUCUCCAGUCACCCCACAGGGACUCCCUCUAUACCAGUAUGCCAGCACUGGCUGGUGUGCCCGCCGCAGAGAGCGUUACCACCAGCACCCAGACCGAACCCCCAGCGGCCAAAUGUGGUGAUGCCGAAGAUGUUUACUACAAAAGCAUGCCAAACCUAGGCUCCAGAAACCACGUCCAUCAGCUGCACACUUACUACCAGCUAGGGCGCGGCAGCAGUGAUGGAUUCAUAGUUCCUCCAAACAAAGAUGGGACCUCUCCGGAGGGAAGUUCAAAAGGACCUGCUCACUUGGUCACUAGUCUAUAGAAGAUGACACAGAAAUUUAAAACAACAAAACUGCUAACACCUUGUUGACUGUUCUGAGUUGAUAUAAGCAGUGGUAAUAAUGUGUGUACUCCUAAAUCUUUAUGCUGUUCUCAAAAGACAAACAAAAACUCUUUGACUUUUUCUUUUUCUUUUUUUUUUUUUUUAAACUGGGAUUUUUAGGUCAGCCCAGGGGAGAAAGAUAACUGCUGAAAUCCCCCUGUGCCCUUUCCUUUCUUGUCCUUUCCCCCCCUCAGAUGGAGACUUCAUUAUGUUAAUGAACGAGAUAUGAAGAAAAUGGCGCUCAUUGUGGCCUUGUUGAAUUAUGUUGUGUUUGUUUUAACAUCUCUGAUGCUCUGUUACUAUAAUUACAAGGACCUAAUUUU
This is a messenger RNA of Marmota flaviventris (yellow-bellied marmot), 4910 nucleotides long. Lineage: Eukaryota; Metazoa; Chordata; Mammalia; Rodentia; Sciuridae. The record is from RefSeq and is a predicted model, not a curated record.